AUACGGGAAAUGACCUUAUGACUUGAACCGCUAUCAAAAUGCAUAUGAAACAGUCGAUAACUGCAGAAGUUGCGGUAUAUAUCGUUUGAUUUUAACAACAAUUAUCUCUGUGACAAGCAGUAAGAUCUGGGAAUCAGUUGGAGUAAACAUUUUUCCACACAUUGAUUAUCUAUAUCGGCGUUAAUCAUCGGAACAGCUAUCAGUAAAAUUCGUAGGCGAAAAUGGUUAUACUUCGUUUGUUUCGCCGACUGGAAGUGAAGCUGUUUAAUGUUCAACAAAAGACUGCCGAAGGCGUUCAAACGGCACGAGAUGCUGUCGUACGAGGCGGCAUUAUCGUUAUCACAGCGAUUGUUGUUGUUUGGAUAUCCAUAUUUUUAUACGCCGCAUUCUACUACGCUUACAUGCCGAACAUAUCUCACGUGCGCCCCGUUCACUUAAAAUUCGAAUCUUGCGAUGAAAAGAAAGGGAUAUGUAGCUUUCCCUCCGCUCAUGUUCAGCUGACUAAGAAACAACAGCUCCUGAUGGUCGGCCAGCCAUACAAAGUAAAUCUGCAUAUGGAGAUGCCGGAAUCGCCGACUAACAAGGAACUCGGAAUGUUCAUGGUCUGCGCUCAAUUGAGGGAUCGGGAUGGAGUCUUGGUCGGAAAUGCUUGCCGUUCAGCCAUGUUACACUAUCGAAGUUCGUUGCUGCAUACUCUCACUACUUUGACGUUCUCGCCCAUGAUGAUAUUGGGCAGUACUGAAGAGAAGCAAAACAUUGUUCUUGAAAUGUUUGCCAACUUUGAGGAAGAUCAAAGUCAUCCAGUGACGGACGUGUACGUGGAAAUACAGUCGCGAUUUGUAGAAUUCUACUCGGCUACUGUGAUGAUUAACGCACACUUGUCCGGGCUACGUUACAUCAUGUUUCAUUGGCCAAUACUGUCUGCCAUUCUGGGGAUCAGUACCAACCUAUUUUUUAUAGCGUUGAUAUGCAUUCUAUCUUACUUGCACUUUAUUGCUGAGGAAGAGAUACUGGAUGAUGAUUUUAUUUAUGAGAAAGGUGAAGAGGAGGUGGAGGAGGAGGAGGAGGAGGAGGAGGAGGAGGGUGGCGAUUAUAAGGAUGGGAAAUCUGAUACUGAUCUGUCUUCAGAUACUUCGUCGCAAGGGGAUACUUCGAUGCUUGAAGAAAUUCCGAAGCGUAAAAAAGAAGAGGGCCAGAGCACAGCUGCUGGGACUUCGCGACUUGAAACGAUCAAAUAAUUGGUUACCGCUUGCAAGUGUACAGCUGAUGAACAAAUUUUGAAGCUGAUAAAUUAUUGUAUUAAUAUUUGGCGGGAUCAAAACAUGUAAGAUUUGUACUUUUAUAUCUUGUUACCAUUGAAUCAAUCAGAAUAAUGCAAUAAUGUCAGAGUUAGAGCUGAGCU
This is a messenger RNA of Diprion similis, 1402 nucleotides long. RefSeq names its product seipin (gene Seipin). The record is from RefSeq and is a predicted model, not a curated record. The transcript is spliced from 5 exons. Gene Ontology annotation, cellular component: endoplasmic reticulum membrane. Lineage: Eukaryota; Metazoa; Arthropoda; Insecta; Hymenoptera; Diprionidae. Gene Ontology annotation, biological process: lipid droplet organization; lipid storage. The coding region runs from base 222 to 1238 and encodes 338 amino acids.